This is a messenger RNA of Ichthyophthirius multifiliis, 477 nucleotides long. RefSeq names its product ribosomal protein, putative. Gene Ontology annotation, biological process: cytoplasmic translation. Gene Ontology annotation, molecular function: rRNA binding; structural constituent of ribosome. The record is from RefSeq and is a predicted model, not a curated record. Gene Ontology annotation, cellular component: cytosolic large ribosomal subunit; ribosome. NCBI's taxonomy places the organism in Eukaryota, Ciliophora, Oligohymenophorea, Hymenostomatida. The transcript has 2 exons.
AUGAGACAUUUACUUACAGAAACCGAAGUAGUUAUACCCGAAGCAGUAACCGUAGGCGUUUAAUCUAGAGUAGUUACAGUUAAGGGUCCUUUGGGAUCAUUAAAAAGAGCUUUCAAACAUGCUUCAAUAAGCAUUUUGAAGCCAAAAGACAAUAAAUUAAAACUCUAAAUAUGGUAAGCAUAAAGAAAAUAAAGAGCAUGUUUAACUGCUAUAGCCUCUUAAAUAAAAAACAUGAUAAGAGGAGUAACUGAAGGUUAUAAAUUUAAAAUGAAAUUAGCUUAUGCACAUUUCCCUAUUUAAGAUUUUGUAUCUAAAGACGGAAAAUCUAUAGAAAUUAAACACUUUUUAGGAGAAAAAAGAGUCAGAAGAAUCGACGCUUUGGAAGGUGUUUAAAUUAUUAAAAAAGAAGAAAGAAAAAAAUAUUCGUUAAUUUUUGGACGGUAUUUAUGUAUCAGAUAAAAGAAUGGCUUUAAAUGA